Molecule: messenger RNA, 594 nt
Organism: Penicillium pulvis
Lineage: Eukaryota; Fungi; Ascomycota; Eurotiomycetes; Eurotiales; Aspergillaceae
Product: PRKRIP1 family protein
Exons: 1
Coding region: 1-594 (197 amino acids)
Biological process (GO): negative regulation of protein kinase activity
Cellular component (GO): nucleolus
Molecular function (GO): double-stranded RNA binding; protein kinase inhibitor activity; protein kinase binding
Source: RefSeq, a predicted model, not a curated record
AUGUCCGAGCCUGGCCCCGAGUCCCUUCCUACUAGCGCCGAUCCCCGCAGCAAAAGGCCUACCAAACGUCGCGCCGUUACACCGCACUCCGAACUCGCAACAGAAAUUACAACACUCUUCAAAGACCCAUCAAAGGAGAUCCGGCUCCCGGACACCAACCAACGCUCAGGAUCCUUGCUGUCUGCGCCACCAGAGAUUGUCACCAAUGUCCAGGGCUCCUCGGCCGGAGCUGGCUCCGGCGAGUUCCACGUCUACAAAGCUAGUCGGCGGCGGGAGUAUGAGCGGGUACGACAGAUGGAAGCGGAGGUGAGCAAGGAGAAGAACGAUGCAGAAUGGGAGAAGGAGCGAGAGGAAGCAAAGAAGAAGGAUGAACAAAAGACGGAUAAGAAUCGGCGGAGGAGAGAAAAGAAGAAGGCCGCGAGGGGGAAGCAGAAGAAUACUGCAGGCGGCACGGAGGUUGAUGGCCCUGCGCCGGGUAUGGCGAAGGGACCGAGGGCUCCUGGUGUGCCACUGGCAACUGGCGGCGAAACUACGGAUUCUGAGCCGCAGCAUGUCGAGGAGGUCCCUGGUGUGAUUAUCCACGAGGAGGACUAA